CGGUCUCUUUUCUUUCUCUUGCGUUUAUUCUACUGGCUACUUCUCAAGUGUCAAAUUUAUCGGGACUUUAUUAGUCAUUAUCUCCCUCUGUUUUUGUUUUGUGAAUGUGUGUUUAUAUAUACAUACACCGUUCUGAUAAUUAUCGCUUUUUCUCUUGUUCAUACCUGUAUACGUGUUAAGAAAAUACAUUGCUGUACUAAAGGCAAUCAUUUAUUUUUGAUUCACAGUUGUUACGUGGAGUAGUGCCCUAGGUGUGUCUUUUUGUUCAAACUGCAGUGUCAAGGACAAAUUAUUUGAUUGAAAAGAGUCUGCCAAACCUUGUGUGGGGAAAAAAAUUAUGUGGGAGCAGAAGUCAAAGCUUAAUGCAGUCAAGACGUGUACGUGUGGAUGCAGGAUACUGUUCUCAUAACAUACCUGUAUUGGUAGAGCUGGAGUGUGGCUUCCAAAGUACUUUCUCAGGAUUGCGUUUUGAAAUAAUUUUGGGCCAACUGCCGAGAUUUAAGGACGAUUAAAUGAAAUGGACCAAGUCCAAGCAAAAGUGACUGACAAGGACAGUGCCCCCUUCCAAAUAUUUACUCUGUAAGGACUCAUAAGAGAUUCUACUUUGAAGUGAAAGAAAGAGAGAGAGAGAAAGAUAGCUAAUAAAAAAUUCCCGUAUAGAGAAUAUCGUGUAUUUUGAGCAAACACAUCAAAAUGAAGCGAAACCUUGACGGCCGAACUCUUACGCAGGUCAAUAUGAUAAAAGAGGAGAUAGAUGAGAACGAGCAAGCCCAAGCACAAGCUCAAGCGCAAGCUCAACAGCAACAACAACAACAACAACAACAGCAGCAGCAGCAGCAACAACAACAACAACAACAGCAAGAAAUUGUUGAACAGCAGCAGCAGCAACAACAGCAACACAUUGAGCUCCAGCAGGGCAUUCCCACGCAAAUACGCUUUCUGAACGCCAAUGUACUCCAACAGCUUCAACAGCAGCAACAGCAGCAGCAGCAAGAUGCUCAACAACAACAGCAGCCUACUGUUCUUACGUUGCAACAGCUACAGAAUUUCAUGCCAAUCCAGCAGCAACAGCAACAACAGCAACAACAGGAUGUUCAAAGGGCACAGACGAUAUCUAUGCAGGGAAUACCGCAGCAGUUUCUUCAGGGUGCUCAGAUAGUUAGCAGUCAAGCUCAAGCUGCAGCCUUGCAACAGCAAACCCAGCAGCAAGUGCAGGCGCAGCAAGCGCAAGUACAGCAGCAAGGCCAGACUCAGCAGGUCCAGCAAGCCCAACAGGCUCAACUGAGCUACAGCGUCAUACCGCAGAUGCAGACCGUCAACAUAGACGGCCAGGAGGCUCUCUUUAUACCAUCAGCCUCGGCUGCGCAUCAGCAAGCCCAGCCAACCAUGCAAUUCGCCACUGCCAAUGGCCAACAAUUACAGUUGGCUGCAGGGCAGCAAAUACAGUUGGCCAACGGCCAGACCCUCAUCAAUCCGCAUCCUGUUAGUCUGAUAAGGUCGCCCAAUGUGUUUCCAACGUCAAUUAUACAGAAUAUCGGUGGACAAACGGUACAGUUGCCUACGGGACAAAGUGUACAAGUGCGUCCUAUGCAGUUUCCCAUGCAACAGUUGCAGCAAACUGUGCCUGUGCAGAUUCCAGUUACGGCUAGUAAUGGGCAGACAGUUUACCAGACGGUUCACUUUCCCGUGCAGUCGUUGUCUAAUGUUAUUAACAUGCCUACCGCUCAGAUGAUACCACAGAUAACACAGCAAAUUCCACAAGUUGCCCAGAUAAUAACACCGAAUGGUCAAAUACAACAAGUUCAAAUAGCAAAUUUGUCACAGUUGCAAAGCCUUCAGUCGUUACAAGGCCAACAAGUAGCUCAGCAUGUCGCUCAGCAAGUGGCUGCUCAACAACAAGCUGCCCAACAACAAGUAGCUCAACAAGUUGCUGCCCAGCAGCAAGCGCAGCAAGCGUCGGCAUCUACGUCCACGCCAACGGUGUCGACGUGGAGUACCAGUGGCGGUACUCCAAAUAACGUCCAGGUUGUAGGAAUUAGUGCCCUUGGUAGAACUGGCAAUGCAAAUGUGUUGACGACGAAGGAUGGUCAGAAAGUUGAUAUACAAACAAUUACUGCUUUGAGGCCGCAGCAAGAAGUGCAAGACGGUGACAUCAAAGUGACAAACUUAGAAACUGCACAACUUCCAAAUGGCCAGGUCAUACACAUACCAACGGGGCAAGCUAUGCAGCAAGCUGGUCAACCAAUCAGCAUAACAAACGCCCAAGGUCAACAGAUAACGUUGAUACCAGCCUCGGCGCUGACGAACUUGUCGGCCCAGCAGGCCGUUGCGGGAGGCAUGGUACGGGGAGUAAAUGUGGGCGGAGUGAUGCAACUUCAGCCGGCGACUGGUAUCAAUACCACAAACGGCUUCCUUCAGUCCAUACCAGUGCAAAAUAUUCCCGGCCUCGGCAACGUUCAAGUUAUCUCGGCCGUGCAGGGGGCGACGGUCCAGGCCCUGCAACCCGGAGGAACUGCGUCGACCGUGCACAUCGAAAACGCUGCCGAUCCAAAUUUCGGGAUGCGGUGUGUCGAGGUCGCCCAGACGGUCGUUAGGCCGUGGAUCCAGGCGAACGGAGCUACGGCCACCAUCGCUGCUCAGCAGGGCCAGGUCCAGCAGGGUCAGGUCCAGCAGUCGCAGCAACAGUCGCAACAGCAGACGCAACACGUGACUGUGACUGGCGGCGGUGGUGCCGGCGGUGGCGACGAAACGGGCAAGCAGAACAGACGUAGGGUUGCUUGUACGUGUCCUAAUUGCGCCGACGGCGACAGGAGAGACAUGUCUCGUAAGAGGCAGCACGUUUGCCACAUACCGGGAUGUAGCAAAGUUUACGGGAAAACGUCCCACCUGCGUGCCCAUCUUAGGUGGCACACGGGGGAACGGCCGUUCGCCUGCAGUUGGGUGCUCUGUGGCAAAAAAUUCACCCGAUCGGAUGAAUUGCACCGACACAGGCGCACCCACACCGGUGAGAAGCGCUUCCAGUGCCCGGAGUGCACGAAGAAGUUCAUGCGCUCGGAUCACCUCACCAAGCACAUCAAAACACACACGAAAGUGCGCAGCACGGAGGCAGCCACGUCGACGCAGGAAGGCUCGUCGGACAGCGAGCAGUCAUCGAACGACGAGAAAAUCAUCAUCUCCUUCCACAAAUCCGAGAACGAGCAAACCGAUCUCGUGCUCUCGGAUCCGCUGGAGGUCAUCGACACCCAAGCCAUUACGAACGAAUAGAUAUUUGCUCCUGGCGAAUUAAUUCCUUUCGUAGUUUAUUAAAAUGCCUCGCGAUAAAAAAUUUUUCACGAUUUUCCAUGAUCGUUACACUAUUUUGGAUUCGUUUGUAAUUCAUUAUUACGGUAUUUCAUGCCGUUACCGGGAAUGAAGUGCAGAAUCGAUGUCAACAAUUCAGUAAAUACUUUAUAAACUGAAUUUGUAUAAUAUACAAUGUUUUUAGUUCAAUUGUACGUUUAACUGGGUUGUAGUUUCGUUUUUCGACACAAAGUUACUUUACGGAAAAAAAAGGAAAAUUUUUUCACCAGGAAAAACUUUAAAAGUUUAGAAACGCAAAGCUAAACUAGUCUUCUAUGCUCAAGUUUUUGAAAACUACUCCUAAACGUGUGAAUUUUUUUCAAACGUUACACCUUCUGAUGAAGUUAAAACGAUGUACUUUUUAAGCAUUUUGUAGAUAUUUCGAUCUGUAUUUAUAACAACUUGUACAAUUUUGUAUGAUUGCGUAUGUAAAGAAAACUUCGUUUGAAUAUAAAUGCCUUACUAUGAUAAGUCUGUCGUAAAUAAUAAUUUCGUAAGACAUAUAUCUGGUUAACAUCAUUGAUAACUUUGUACAAACUAAAAUUAUGUACAUCGCGAAAAAUGCAGAUAAUCAGUGUCAGCAAUUAUCCUCGAUAUAGUUAAUUCUUAUAUUUUUAUAUCAAACAACUUUGUAAAAAAUGUAUAUAAAUUACAAAUAAUGUAUAGAUGCGGGAAUGCACAAAUAUUUCCAUUUUUCGACAUUUUUCAAUAAUAACCCUGUACUCUGCGACCGUUUUCUGUAUGAAUAAGAGCUACACUUAUGCAAAAAGGCAUAAGUUUGAGCAUGUAAUAUAAAGAUACAUCACAAUACACAAGUGCUACGUUUAUAUUCAUUACCAGAGCAAAAAGUAAAAUAAUUAAAACAUAAAACUGUUAAUUAUGGUAAACUUAAUUUUCAUCCUUCAAUUUGAUAUUAUGUUUUUAUAGUUAUUCACAAUUUUUCUUACUUUUAUUUAAAAUAUUUUGAAACGCAAUAAAAAAAUAUUUUCUUAGCUUAUGAAUUGCCAUUGACUUUGAUCGUUUAGUGUGUCCUUGUGUGGAUAUUAUCAUCGAAAAGAAAAACCUAUCAUUUAAAUACGUUCCUUGGAGAUGGUGGAAAAACUUUUGAGUAUUAAAAUUUUUUUCUAUA
Messenger RNA from Copidosoma floridanum, 4468 nucleotides. RefSeq lists its product as uncharacterized. Gene Ontology annotation, biological process: regulation of transcription by RNA polymerase II. Gene Ontology annotation, molecular function: RNA polymerase II cis-regulatory region sequence-specific DNA binding; DNA-binding transcription factor activity, RNA polymerase II-specific. Lineage: Eukaryota; Metazoa; Arthropoda; Insecta; Hymenoptera; Encyrtidae. The record is from RefSeq and is a predicted model, not a curated record.